Molecule: messenger RNA, 819 nt
Organism: Brassica napus (rape)
Lineage: Eukaryota; Viridiplantae; Streptophyta; Magnoliopsida; Brassicales; Brassicaceae
Product: ribulose bisphosphate carboxylase small subunit, chloroplastic 2-like
Exons: 3
Coding region: 122-667 (181 amino acids)
Source: RefSeq, a predicted model, not a curated record
CAUCAGACAUGAAUCCCGCACUCUUUGAUCUAAGGGCUUUAUGCCUCAUGCCGGCCUCACUAUAUAUAGAUGACCAAAGCAAUAGAGAAACAAGUAAUAGAAAAGAGAAAAAGAAGUAAUAAUGGCUUCCUCUAUGCUCUCCUCCGCCGCUGUGGCUACCUCACCGGCUCAAGCCACCAUGGUUGCUCCAUUCACCGGCUUGAAGUCAUCCGCUGCAUUCCCAGUCACCCGCAAAAGCAACACUGAUAUUACUUCCAUUGCAAACAACGGAGGAAGAGUUAGCUGCAUGAAGGUGUGGCCACCAGUUGGAAAGAAGAAGUUUGAGACUCUCUCUUAUCUUCCUGACCUUACUGACGUUGAAUUGGCCAAAGAAGUUGACUACCUUCUCCGCAACAAGUGGAUUCCUUGUGUUGAAUUUGAGUUGGAGCACGGAUUUGUGUACCGUGAGCAUGGAAGCACACCUGGAUACUACGAUGGCCGUUAUUGGACAAUGUGGAAGCUUCCUUUGUUUGGAUGCACUGACUCUGCUCAAGUGUUGAAGGAAGUGCAAGAGUGCAAGACGGAGUACCCUAACGCCUUUAUUAGAAUCAUUGGAUUCGACAACAACCGUCAGGUCCAGUGCAUCAGUUUCAUCGCCUACAAGCCACCAAGCUUCACCGGUGCUUAAUUUCCUUUCUAAAAUAAUCAUAUAAUAAUCUAUACUCAUUUCACUUCCAAUUGCCUGUUUUUAUCCUCUUUGGAUUUCUGUCUGAGACAUUUUCUAUCGGAUUGUCAAAUGUCUGAUUUAUGGAUAUAUAUGUAAUUUCUAUAUCGUUGCUU